This is a messenger RNA of Salvia miltiorrhiza (redroot sage), 3123 nucleotides long. Its product is annotated as squamosa promoter-binding-like protein 3. The transcript is spliced from 5 exons. Gene Ontology annotation, cellular component: nucleus. NCBI's taxonomy places the organism in Eukaryota, Viridiplantae, Streptophyta, Magnoliopsida, Lamiales, Lamiaceae. Gene Ontology annotation, molecular function: DNA binding. The record is from RefSeq and is a predicted model, not a curated record. Bases 1513 to 2991 code for a protein of 492 amino acids.
CUGCUGUAAUGAUUGCUUGCGGCCAAGUUGUAAUGAUUCUCCGUUGGGUGGAGUGAGUGAGUAAUUGAUUGGAGCCUUUCAGUGAGAUAUGAGGAAAUGAUAGCUGCUCCUUUUUUAGAUUAUUUUUUUUGGUUGCGCUUUCUGUUUUUGGAGAAACAAUUGGGCGAAUUUCUCUGCAGUGGGGAGAUUAUUAGCCCAAGACUUUCCUAAUAUGUGUAAAGAAGUUUCGAAGCUCUGGAAUUUGGGGGGGGAAAGAUGCCCCCUUCUCUCUCUCUCUCUCUCUCUCUCUCUCUCUCUCUCUCUUCUUUGAUGAUGUUUUCUUUUUUCCACCCCUUUUGGAGUAAUAAUUUUUGGGGCUGUAGUGCCUGAAGUGUUUCCACGUCAUUGAGGACGGGCAAAGCGACGUCGUGUGCGGAUAUUUGGGUUUUCUGAGUCUUUUUUUUUUUUUUUUUCUGCCCUGGGAGAAGGGAAAACGAUUGCUGUAGGCGAAGUUCUAUGCUCCUCGUAGUUUUUGGUUAUUUUUCUUUUGAAAAAAGCUCUGAAUGGGGGGGGGGGGGGGACCAUAACGACCCCUCAACUACCCUUAUUUUCUUUAGUUUUUUAAAACUUUGAUUUAACUAAGGAGUGCAAAAAUCUGUAGCAGGUAAUUAUAGGUUUUUAUUAUAUAUAUUAGCUAAAAUUUGGGAGGGGGGGACCGAGGAGGGGUUGAUUAUGUUCAUAUCUUUAUUUCUCUUGUUUAUGCCAAACUAUCCUGAAACUAUUUGGAUUAGAGCAACUUUUAAUUGUACUUGUGUCUUUUGUUUAUUGGAGUGGGGAAGAGGCCAAAAGCAACAUAUUUAGGUCUGGUUUCUUUUUUUGUUUCAAGAAAAUGAUAAGACCGUCAUCUUCUCGUUAAUGGUUUAGUUUAAGAGGUCAAUCUUGUACUUGGUGGUGCAUAUUGCUAGUGAAUAAGUGAGCAGGUAAAUAGACACCAAGUUGAGGAUAAAAGAGAGGCGAAAAGGGAAAGGUGCAAAUGAGAGUCAUAAAAAAGGAUGGUGGUUGCAGGCAGUAAACAGUAAAAAACUCUUUUUCCCACUCAUCAAAGGUGUGUGUGUGUGGGGUGGGGGGGGGGGGGGGCUAAAAGAUUAAAGUAUAUUUCUUACCACUUUCUUCUUUUUGCUAGAGCGAGUUAUAUUAAUCUGCUGUGAGCAGUCUAAUCUGCUUUGGUUUAGUCGUAGAAAAUUUGGAGCAAAGAUGAUAUUUUUGCAAAAGAAUCUGAGAUUCCGUGCUUCUUGAGGCCUUUUGGGUUCAAGAUUGGGCUUAUUGAAUUUCUUACUCAUAUUAGUAUUAUUUGAUUGAUCUUCUUUGCCUUUGCUUGUGUUUUCCCCUCUGAAUACAUGUGCUAUUGAUGACGUUGAAUGCUUUAUCUGAUGCUUGUUGUCACAAAGUUUAUUGAUUUUUCAUUUGUGAUUUCCUUAUCCUUGAAACAGGGAAUUAUAACUUCUCCAUGGGUGAUUACUUUGUGAUGUCUUCAUGUUCCAGUGGCCUAGUUUAUGUUGCAGUAUCUAUGCUAGAUUAAUUGAGAAACUACACCUAAUGAGCCACUAUUUGGAGAUGGAUUGGAAUACUAAGUGGGAUUGGGAAAGCUAUGACGCGUUUGGUCCAAAAGCAACUGAAAAUCCCAAGAAGCUGCAACUAGUGGAUUGGACUAUUAUUGAUGAUGGGGAAAUUGAUGCUGGAUCCUUCAAUCUCUCAGCCGGGGGUGGAAACAGUGGAGCCUCUGGCUCUGACGGCGGCCAUGUUUCUUCAGCAAAGAGCUCAAUAUCAGCUUCUGACUCUUCCACAAAGGAUGGCCAAACCCCCCCAGACUUCAGGCUCAUGGCAUAUGAAGAUUUUUCUGGAAAUUUUAAGAUAACAAAACGUGAAGGAACUAAGGUUUCUGGAACUUCUCCACCUCUGGAAGCUUCCAUUGGAUCUGUAGAACCACUGAUUGGCCUGAAGCUCGGAAAGAGAACAUACUUUGAGAAUAGUGGUGGUGCUGGAAGCCAUGUUAAGAGUGCAUCUCCUGUCAUACCUACUGCAUCCACCUCUUCAUUGAAGAAAACUAAAUUGCCAGGUGAAAAUCUCCCCAUGCCUCGCUGUGUAGUUGAGGGCUGCAAUAUUGACCUUUCAACAGCUAAAGAAUAUCACCGGAAGCAUAGAGUUUGUGAUAGCCAUUCCAAGUCCCCAAAGGUUGUUGUUGGUGGCCUUGAACGCCGCUUUUGCCAGCAGUGUAGCAGGUUCCAUAACCUGUCUGAAUUUGACGAAAAGAAGCGCAGUUGUAGAAGAAGACUUUCUGAUCAUAAUGCACGACGCAGGAAGCCACAGCAGGAAGCCGUCCAGUAUAAUACAAGGCUCGCAUCACCAUUCUAUGGAGGAAGGCAGCAAAUGAGUUAUCUGUUGAACAAUGGUCCACUAGUUCACUCUAGAAAUAUGGCUGAUACAACAUGGGAUAGCAGCACGUGCAACUCCAAGUUCACCCUCACAAAAGGGUAUCAUCCUUUGAAGUCUACUGUAGAUGGAGUUAGCAGCGAGCAAAUGCAUAUGGCCGGACCUAAACUUCCACAUUUCAUCAAUAUGCAAAGCAGUGCAGCCAAAGGAUUUCUGGCAUCAAAGAGCUCUGUGGCUGAUGUUUCAAAUCCAGGUUCCAAGGGAUCCCAGUACUCUUCCCACUUAGAUGCAGCACCCGAGUAUGGUCGUGCUCUCUCUCUUCUGUCAAGUAAUUCAUGGGCUCCAUGUGGACCAGAAUCAAUGGCUUUGAAUCCAAUUCAUGAGAAUGAUACCUGUGUAACUCAGCCUACGAUGCAUGGAGGCGUGCCGCCCCUCUCUUCUUCUUCAUCUUCCGAAAUCUGGCUGCCGGGCCAUCAUCAUCAUGCGCGUCUUCAGCCAUUGCCGGCCAACACUAACUUCCAGGAAAUCCAGCUAUUCAUAACACCAUACGAGACAGACUUAUAUUCCAACAUCAUCAACUGACCGCCACUUAAAAGCAAUUGUGAAACAAUAUUGUAAGUUGCCUCUGUUUUUAUUUUGAACGUUGAUAAAGUUGUUAAAACUAUGGGAACAUAUUCUGCUAUAUAAAUAGCUUCCCCUUUUCAACGUUCCAAA